Messenger RNA from Puccinia graminis f. sp. tritici CRL 75-36-700-3, 1044 nucleotides. RefSeq lists its product as uncharacterized. Lineage: Eukaryota; Fungi; Basidiomycota; Pucciniomycetes; Pucciniales; Pucciniaceae. The transcript has 3 exons. Bases 105 to 575 code for a protein of 156 amino acids. The record is from RefSeq and is a predicted model, not a curated record.
GGACAGGUCGCCCCGGCCACAGGGAAGGGCAGACUUCAAUUAAAGAGGACACAUGUGAUGAAGACGGCAAGACUGCAACGAACGGAAUCAGGCCACCAGGAAGCAUGACAAACCAACCAUCAACGACGGAGCUGAAAACCAAGGACAACUCAUCAUCGACUGCACUUCCAAAAACCGCGCCAGGAAACGAUUGGAGUGCCAUCCGAAAGUCGUGGCUACAACCGAACGUGAAGAACGACGAGCCUCGGCCAUCCUCAUCAUCCGAUCAAGCUGCAACUACUCCCAACCAGCUCCAGAAGAAAAACCCAAAGAGGUUGGAAAAAAUCGAUAAAAUGUUGGCCGAUUAUGAUCAAGCAUCUCGACUCGGUCAUUCAAAUCCAAAGCCCAUGCUCAGCGUCGUUGACUUUGCAUUUCGAUUGACCGACGAGUACGUGCGUCACCCCGCUCCGAUUCCACUCUCUCAAGCUGUUUCAGUGCUAUAUAGAAGCUGGUUUCAUGAUGGUACCAUCCCAGAGUUUCAUCUCGAAAAGAUGAAAGAUGCCGAUGAUACUGAACAAGAACAACUGCAAGGAUAAUUCAUUUCUUUACUUUCGGUUUGUCCCUUUCCCAGCUUGGAAACCUAAUUACUAUGUAGAAGAAUCACCUAUCAAAGUUGGAGUCCAUCAUGAACUACCUCAAUCAGGUCUUGCCAUGCCUGAUUCAUCCAUGUCUAGAUUAAUCUUGUUUUAUUUCAGAAUCGUACUCCGCCCAAAGAUUGUAGAUUUUUUUUUGUUUCGCCGGAAAACCCGGAGCUAGGAGUUGUAGAACCGUGAUACAUUGACUUGAUUACUUUCGAACUCCCUCUACGUUCUAUUUACAUGUGAUGUUUCUCGUCUGGACAAGCACAUCGAAGUGGCUAUUUCUUCACCCAUCAUAAAAUACACAAUAUUUACUCGGUAGUUUUCAUAACAUCUGUACAUUGUCAUAUACACUUAAGAUUGUAAAAAUUCAUGUCGACUUGAACUAUUCUCAGCAGCUCUUGCGGGUAGCUGACUGUCUCAAGAC